AUGAAAGGUCAUAUGUCUUCAUUGGUCAUGCCUAACCAAUGUAGCUUUGUAAAAGGGAGGCUUAGUGCUGACAUCAUCAUAAUAGCUCAAGAGAUGAUACAUUCUAUGAGGAGCAAGAAAGGAAAGAAAGGUUGGAUGAUUCCUUUGUGGGCUAGAGUUCUUAAGAGCAAGUGCAAAAUGGAGGACAAGAUUAUCCUGAAACUAUUGCCCUCACUUCUCCUUCCAUCUCCAUUUUGUGUGUACCUGCAACUACCUCUCAUGGACACAUUCAGUUGCAUACUGUUCUUUCUUUUCACCUACAUCUUUGUUCAAGUGCUUCAUUCCCUAUUUAGCAACAAAUCAAAUCACAAGCUUCCACCAGGACCAGUUGGUGUUCCCAUCUUUGGAAACCUCCUUCAACUAGGAAAAAAGCCCCACCAAACAUUGACAUGUCUUGCCAACAUUCAUGGUCCAAUCAUGAGUUUGAAGCUAGGCCAAGUUACCACAAUAGUCAUGUCUUCAUCUGAUAUGGCCAAACAAGUGCUCCAAACCCAUGAUCAGUUCUUGGCAAACAGAAAGGUUCCUGAUGCAAUGAGAGGUGCUAACCAUGACAAAUACAGCUUACCCUUCUUGCCAAUUUCACAUCAAUGGAGAGUCCUUAGGAAAAGUUGCAAUGGUCUGUUAUUCUCCAACAAGAAUCUAGAUGCUACUGAAGAACUUAGGCGUGAGAAGAUUCAAGAACUUUUCAAUGACAUUCACCAACACAGCUUAGUUGGUGAAGCUGUAGAUAUUGGAAGGUUAGCUUUCAAAACCACAAUUAAUUUGUUGUCAAACACAAUUUACUCGAUGGAUUUUGUUCACUCUGCGAGUAAAGCUGGUGAGUUCAAGGAGUUAGUGGGGAAUAUCUUGAAAGAGAUUGGAAGACCAAACUUGGCUGAUUGUUUUCCUGUGUUGAAGAUGGUUGAUCCUCAUGGCAUCAGGAGGCGCACUAGUAAUUGCUUUGUGAAGUUGUUGACCAUCUUCAAGCACUUGAUUAACCAUAGAUUGAAGAUAAGGAAAGACACUGGUUACUGCACCAAAAAUGACAUGUUAGAUGCCAUGCUUGACAAUGCUGAAGAGAAUAGUCGUGACAUGUACACAACUAAGAUGGAACGUUUAUCAUUGGACUUGUUUGUGGCAGGAACCGACACAAUUACAUCUACUGUAGAAUGGGCAAUGGCUGAGUUACUUCGCAACCCAAAUAUUAUGUCAAAAGCAAAAGAAGAACUAGAGCAAACAAUUGGCAAAGGUAACCUAGUUGGAGAAUCAGACAUUACUAGACUCCCUUACUUGCAAGCAAUAGUAAAAGAGACUUUCAGGUUGCACCCAGCAGUUCCACUAUUGCUCCCUAGAAAAGCCGAAAUAGAUGUAGAGAUGCACAACUAUACAGUCCCAAAGGGUGCACAAGUGCUAGUUAAUGUGUGGGCUAUUGGCAGGGACCCAAAUUUGUGGGAAAAUCCAAAUUUAUUUUCACCAGAGAGGUUCUUGGGGUCAGAAAUUGACUUCAAAGGACGAAGUUUUGAGCUGACACCAUUUGGUGCUGGAAGGAGAAUAUGUCCUGGCUUGCCAUUGGCAAUGAGGAUGUUGUUCUUGAUCUUGGGUUUGCUUAUCAACUCCUUUGAUUGGAAGCUUGAAGGUGGAAUUAAACCACAGGAUAUGGAUAUGGAUGAAAAAUUUGGACUUACCUUAGAAAAGGCUCAACCUGUGCUAGCUAUUCCAAUCAAAGUUACUAGUUAUUAAUUAAUGCUGCAAAGUAAUCUUGUAUUUUAUUUUCUUUUAUAUGGUCCAGUGUAGUAUAUGAUAUGUAUAUCCCCUGCUAUGUAUUGAGACAGUCAAUGGCAUC
Molecule: messenger RNA, 1861 nt
Organism: Gastrolobium bilobum
Lineage: Eukaryota; Viridiplantae; Streptophyta; Magnoliopsida; Fabales; Fabaceae
Product: geraniol 8-hydroxylase-like
Exons: 4
Coding region: 1-1758 (585 amino acids)
Molecular function (GO): iron ion binding; oxidoreductase activity, acting on paired donors, with incorporation or reduction of molecular oxygen; heme binding
Source: RefSeq, a predicted model, not a curated record